AGAGCUCAGCUGACUAGAUAUUUGGAAGGCCACCAUCACCUAAGGAAUAUUUGGAGGUUCAGCUGAUUGGGAGGGGAAAUAGGUACCAGGCAUGAAAACAAUAAAUAGGGACAAAAAGCCUGAGAUCAAGCAGAUAAAAAGAAAUAAGGUAAAAUAAAGGGAACAAGCAGAGGCUAAAACAAGGGUAGGAACCUAAGACAAAACACAAAAAGGACAGUGCUUAAGUAAAAGAAGAGUGAAAAGGAGAUUUUUCUGACAAGGAGUGGAACAACAAAGUAGAGUAAAACAGUAAGAAUUACAGGAGAUACAAAGUUUUAAGUUGUAUCAGAGAGGAUGAAGUUGAGCGAGAGGAAGGCGGCGUUGCUGGCCAUCACAGAAAACAUUGAGAUGGACUUGUUCUCUUCAGUGGAGAUCUGCAUGGCGAUAUCAACACAGGAUAAGGAGGAAGAAUGCAGCUUUGAAAAGAGACACCUGGAGCAUCCUCUGGUCCCUGACUGUGAGGAGGAACCAGAGCCGCAAGUUCAGACCCAACCCAAGCAGCCGGCCAAGCCUGAACCAGAGCCUCCCGCUAAGGAAGAGGCCAAGCACUGCCCCCCUGUCCCAGGAUUCAUGGAGGAAAUUGAGAUAGAAAUGGAGGUGUUUCCUCCCCUCAGAGUGCCUGAGCGUGAGCUAAUGAUGAAGUCAGAUGAUCUUUCCAUCAUGACCCCGCUGUCCCCAAACAAAGUUAGUUAUCUCAAAUGGAAGAGACUGACUCCGCAGAAGACAGGACUGGUGGUCAAAGAUGUGGUCUGUCUACCUAGAGGACACUACCUGGCACAGCUGGAGAGAUACAUUGUUCCACGAAACAAAGAACGAGCAGCUCUAGUAGCCAUGGGAAUGACUGCUCGCAUCACCAUUGACUGUGGUUGGUCGGCCAAUCAGAUGGAGAGUCGGUUGGCAGCGCUCUUCCGGGAGCGGUUUGUAAAACGGUUCUCCUUCACAUAUCUACAGUGUGUGCAGGGCUCCAGGGUGCUGUUUGUCCCAGACACGCCUGCAGAGGGCUGGACUGGAGAGCAGGUAUUAAGGAUCUCUGGACAUGGUGCUUUGUACAUCCUCAGCCACCAGGACUACCUACAGGCAGAAUCUGAGAGGUCAGCAAGUGAGACACCCGAGGUGAACAGGAAGGAGUUUUGUAUAGAGGCCAGCACAGAGAGCUGCCUGGAUGAAGACAAUCAGCUGGGAAGACAAACCGAGCCUCAUGUUGGCAGCACCACAGAGGAGUUCACACUUGACCUGGACUCCAUCCUGAGAUUGUUCAGACAGGAGAACAUGAAUCGAGACAUAGAAACCCACAUCCAGGUGAGGAGGAGAGACCUGCUCCACAGCGCUCUGAAGGCGGUGAGGAGGCCGGGCUUCUGUUUCAGGAUGACACCCAUAAUCUCCUUCAUUGGAGAGGAGACUGAUGGCCAUGAGGGACCUCUCAGAGAGUUCUUCAGAUUGACUUUACUGGAGCUGCAGCAAAGUUCUGUGUUUGAGGGUCUUCCAGGGCGUCUGUUCUUGACCUAUGACCUCACAGCUCUUGAAGACUGGAAGUAUUACGAAGCAGGCGUUCUGAUUGGCUGGUCUCUGGCUCAGGGCGGGCCUGGACCUCGUUGCUUACACCCUGCACUCUACCAGUUGAUGUGUGGCCAGAAUCCAUCUUUGGAGGACUUCAGCUGGAGUGACAUUGUUGAUGCUGAAGCACAGAUCCGACUGCAACAGCUGCAUAGUUGUACUGAUGUGAAGCUGCUGUCUCCCAGACUGUGUGACUGGGUGUCAAGCUGCGGGGUCCCUGGAAUCUAUUCAGCCCAUUCUGAUGGAAUACCAGCCAUCUAUAGCCGCCUUGUCAAACAUUACAUCUAUCACAGGGUGGCCAGUAUGAUCUCCCAGUUCACCGAGGGGCUGAACAGCUGUGGUGGAUUGUGGAAUACGGUACAGUCUCACUGGGAGGUGUUUGUGCCAGUGAUGACAAGUGCACAGCAGCAGCCUCUGACCCUGGAAGAGUUCAAACAACUUUUCACUGUCAGCUACAGUCCCCCAGACAGCCAGCCAAGGGCUGCUGAGGAGGCAACAGUUGGACACUGGGAAACAGUCCUCACCUUGGUCAGUGAUGGUCAGGCAGAUUUUUCCUUUGAGGACCUCCUCGCCUUCAUCACAGGAGCUGAUCGUCUGCCUCCUCUUGGGUUCCCCAGAUUGAUCUCCCUACGUUUUUACUCCCAGGAUGCAAGCAUGUCAGGUGUGCGUCUGCCCUACGCCUCCACCUGCGCUCUGGAGCUUUUCCUGCCGAGGGGAGAGGCAGGGGCUGCAGACCUGUUGAUGCUGCUGAGCAGAGCCGUGCACGAGGCCCUCGGCUUUACACGUUUCCAGAGAGAUGGAGAUGGAGAGGUGAUAAGCUGAAGUGGACGCCCUCCUGGAUACUUGACGUCUUGCUGAAGCCAACUUUGUGGAGCUAGGAUAUGAACAAUGUGACUGAGAAGAAAGCAACCCCACAGAUUUUGGUAUAGGUGCUAGUCUGUGAGUAGUUUGUUACUAAUUAGUCACUAAAACUCAUGUGACCUAAUGAGUGAGCUUAGACCAAUAUUUGUAUUGUUUAAGGCUUUAUUCAUUCAGAGUCAGAUGUAUAAUAGCAGCUGUGCACAUACUGUAAUUACUUUCGUGUCAUGGGAACUACAAUGUCUUUUUAGAAGAGUGGGAGGAGAUGGUGAGCAUAACAGGGGUUAGGAGUUUUGGCUAUAGUUGAUCAGAUAUGAUUAAUUGUGUUGACAUACUAUACUGUCAUAGAUGCAUUCUUCAAUUUAAGAUUGUCAUCCAUGUUUUGUUUUGAUCUUUUAAUAGUUAUUCCAAUAUACUGUAGAUACUGCUUCCAAAGUCAUGCACCUCCAGCACACAUACAUUUUCAGACUGCCUCUUUUUGACAUCUUACAGAAUAGCCAGUUUGAAUACUGGAAAUGUUUUACACAAUAGCAAAACUUUCACUCUACUAUCUCUUUUUGUAUUUUCACAUAAUGUUUUAAAGCAGAGCUCGACAACUAAUGUAUUCAUAUAAUUCUAUUUGCUUUAAAAUCAAAUGUUGAAUAAACUUUUCGAAUGAUUUAUUAAAGAAAACAAAAAGCCGAGUGCUACAACUAGA
This is a messenger RNA of Siniperca chuatsi (mandarin fish), 3148 nucleotides long. RefSeq lists its product as uncharacterized. The transcript has 15 exons. Gene Ontology annotation, molecular function: ubiquitin-protein transferase activity. Bases 334 to 2415 code for a protein of 693 amino acids. The record is from RefSeq and is a predicted model, not a curated record. Lineage: Eukaryota; Metazoa; Chordata; Actinopteri; Centrarchiformes; Sinipercidae. Gene Ontology annotation, cellular component: nucleus.